Parastagonospora nodorum SN15 is the source of this 525-nucleotide messenger RNA. RefSeq lists its product as hypothetical. Lineage: Eukaryota; Fungi; Ascomycota; Dothideomycetes; Pleosporales; Phaeosphaeriaceae. The record is from RefSeq and is a predicted model, not a curated record. The transcript is spliced from 4 exons. The coding region runs from base 1 to 525 and encodes 174 amino acids.
AUGCAGGGGUCGCGGAACCAGACCUACACAUCAGUCACACAAUCCAAGAACUCGACCGCAACCGGUGUCGGUAGAGCCACUGUCUACACUCAGUUGGUCAUCGUCGAGCUCAUCUACUUCGACAUUGUCGUCUUCACUGACAACUUCAUCGCCAAUCUCGACUUCAACACCGAUCUCGUCUUUCGCCACUCUUACAAUGUCCCAGUCAGGCAAUGGACAAGCGCCUAUCUCGUCUGUUAUUGUGCUGCCGCUCUCCUCAUCGCUUUUGGAGUCGUCGUCAUUCUACAAGUGAAGAAAAAGCAUGCUCGUGAAGCACAGGAGCGUCCCGCUGAGCCAGAUUUCGACUACUUCAGGAAUGACGGCAACCCCAGCUUCGGCGAACUCAACUUCACGACAGACGCGUCUGUCAGCAACAACACUCGCAACUCUUUCCAUGACAACCCAUUCUUGACCGAAAGCGAGAAAGCCAUUGUGACGCGAGCUGUCACGCCUGACGAGGAGCGAGACCCUCCCGUCAGCAACUAA